Messenger RNA from Oncorhynchus tshawytscha (Chinook salmon), 3754 nucleotides. RefSeq names its product tyrosine-protein phosphatase non-receptor type 13. Gene Ontology annotation, molecular function: protein binding; protein tyrosine phosphatase activity. The record is from RefSeq and is a predicted model, not a curated record. Gene Ontology annotation, biological process: protein dephosphorylation. NCBI's taxonomy places the organism in Eukaryota, Metazoa, Chordata, Actinopteri, Salmoniformes, Salmonidae. The transcript is spliced from 19 exons. Bases 135 to 2816 code for a protein of 893 amino acids.
CCCUCUCCACAGCCUCCCCCAUUCUCACUCUCUCCCCCAUUCAGCCUGCACCCCUCCCAUGCACAUGUACUAGCUGGAGACAGGAGACAGAAGGGGAGGAGGAUGAAAAUGAUGAUGAGGAUCCCAGAAAGGGUAUGAUGGAGUUUGAAAUGUGUGUUGUUCUGACCAAGUUGUGGCGCGGAAGUUUUGGGUUCACCAUCACACGCAGCAAACUGGAUGCCUGCUACUACAUCCAGGACAUACUAGACAACCCUGCUAAGACUGACGGACGGCUCAGACCAGGGGACAGACUAGUCACGGUCAAUGGCCAGGAUGUGACAAACGUGACAGAUGAGGUUGCCAUGUCGAUCCUGAGGUCAUCUCCUAGGAGGCUGAGUAUGACUCUGGGGAGGGCAGUGACCAACCUGAUAGCUCCACCUCCAGACAAUCUGCAAGACAUCAUUCUACACAAGACACCUACUGGACAGCUUGGUAUAAAGCUGACAGGUGGUAUAGGCAGCAAGAGGCAGGGGAUCUACUGUCUGGAGGUGGUUCCUGGUUCACCUGCCUGUGAGGAAGGCAGCGUCCAACCAAACGACAGGAUCCUGUACAUCUGUGGCCGAUGCACCAUGGGAAUGACUUUGGAGGAUGCUGUCAAGGCCUGCGAGAACGCUCCACGCAAAGUGAAACUCAAGGCCACCAGAGAUGAUCAGCCUGUGACGCCCAAAGCCAAGAGGAAUGGUCUCAGUGACCUGAGAGAGUGGAAGAAGGAGAAGGAAUGGAAGUAUUUCACUCAUUUUGAGGAACCUGUCUCUCCUGUGCCAGAGACACCUACUGAGCAGGCUAAAGCCGUGACCGAGACCACUGGGAAAUUCAGAUCACGUCUCUCUGUCACCUCAGGUCAAGAUAGCUGUAUCUUGCAGAUAGAUGUCUAUAAGCCAGAGGGAGGGUGGCUGGGCUUUGCUCUGAUUGGAGGAUGCAAUGGGAGCGUGCUCAGAGUGAAGAAGAUCUGCACUGGAGGCGUGGCCCACCAAGACGGGCGGCUCAGAGUGGGAGACAUACUGCUCGAGGUGAAUGGGAUAAUAGUAUCAGGUCUGAGCCACAGUAAGGUGGUGGAUAUCCUCCGUAAGGUAAAGGGAAACGUCCAGCUCAACAUCUGUAGAGACAUCAUACGACGGGCCAAUACAGCACCCUGCACUGAUGGUUUCUUCUAUAUGGCCUCUUGCCCUAGAGACAACAUGGCCGCCUGCCCUGGGUCAAAUACGGCCUCCUAUCCUGGAUCAGGAUCCAAUAUGGCCUCUUGUCUUGGAUCAAAUAUGGCCCCUUGUACUGGAUCCAAUAUGGCCUCCUGUCCUGGAUCAAAUAUUUUCCCUUGUCCUGGGUCAAAUAUGAUGACCUGCCAAGGAGUCAACAUGGGGGAUAAAGCAGAGCUUGUCUCUAAACCUGCUGCCUGCUCCUUACCUGAUGUCAAGCAGGAGGACCUUCCCCCUGAGUUGACUUCAGACCCAGUACCUUAUGUAGAGGAGGAUGCCCCCCUUUCUCCCCCCCACCUCUCUCCUACCCAUCAUCCCGCACACCGCCUGCAGGCCCUGACAGAAGGCAUGGCUGGACAGGAGAGCUGUACCAGUAUACCCUCUCAUCCGGCUUGUUGCCUGUCUAGCAAGAGUGUGGCUAACUUGCUGCAUGAAGCCUCUGACAGGAACCAAAUCUCUGUGACGACAUUGGGCGAACCCAUCACAGGCAGCAAGAACAGCCAAUCAGACGGCUGGAGCAGCGUGGAUGAGGAUGAUGGGGCGUUUGAAGCUAAUGGUCAGGAGACGAUGUCACCUUCCUCAGGCCCACCUAUAGUUUCAGAAGAAGAGUUGGCCAGCCUAGCCAUGAUCAGUCCAGCUAAAACCAGUCAAUACUCUGGGCCCAGAGUGAAAGCCCUGAUACAGAUACUACAACAUCAACUAGACCAGCAAGAACUGGUCCGAGAGUUCAUGGCCUUGGAGCAUCUACAGCCAUUUGAUAACUGUCUGGUGGGGAAAGCUCCUGAGAACCGGGAGAAGAACCUCUACCGGGACAUCCUGCCCUAUGAUAAGGCGCGUGUUCUAGUAGGUGAUAACCAGGACUAUAUUAACGCCAGUUAUAUCCGUAUGGAGGUUGGCAGUGAGGAGUUAUUCUAUAUCUCCUGCCAGGGUCCUCUGCCCUCCACCGUGCCUGACUUCUGGCAGAUGGUCUGGGAGAACAGGUCUGAUGUGAUAGCCAUGAUGACCCAGGAUGUGGAGAGAGGCAGGGUGAAGUGUCACUGCUACUGGCCAAAGAAGGUUAGCUGUCCCCUGGACACGGGACGCUUCCAUCUCAGCCUGGAGAACCAGCAGAUCCAGGAAUACUUCCACAUCAAGAUUAUCCGCAUGGUGGAGAAAGAGUCUGGUAAGACCCACUUUGUCCGUCACCUGAAGUUUACCCGUUGGCCUGAUCACGGUGUGCCGCAGUGUUCAGAGCAGCUGGUCAGGUUUAUCCGUUACCUCCGAGCGGUCCACCAUAAAGGACCUGUCACUGUACACUGUAGUGCUGGAAUAGGACAAACAGGAGUACUGAUCUGCACCGAUGUCAUACUGAGUCUCAUAGAAUACGAUCUCCCGAUCAAGGUCAGUAGCAUUGUUAGGGAGAUGAGACUGCAGCGAUAUGGCAUGAUUCAGACCAAGGAACAGUACCUGUUCUGCUACAAGGUAUGGUUGGAGGUUCUACAGGGCAUCCUGCAGCUGCAUGGUAACCGAUGGUAUCCUGAGAGCCCCCGCAAAUUGCAACCCGAGAGCCCCCUGCAAACUUAUGGGCCCUCACAAACACAGUAACCGAUUGCAACCCGAGGACCCCCAUGAAGAUAACCAAUUUGUUUAACCAGUUACUUCCCCCCUUCCCAAAGAAGAUACCUUAUCAGAUGUGUAAUAUUUGAAUAGUUGACUGUGUAAGUUCUACAUUUGUUAGCAGUUGAUUUUGUUAUGAGCACUGUAAGUAUGUGUUUUAACCAACUACUUUAUUUGUUGUCAUGCCUAACAUGACUAUUAACAGUUGGCUACAGCACAUAUAGAUGGAAGACCAGGCUAUGUUUCUGCAGUGUUUUGAUAUUUGGGUUAUGCAUUUAUUGAUGGAGGUAGACAUUCUUACUGUUGGUUCUUUCUGUGUUCUCAAACUGUGAUUAUAGUAUUUAAAAAUUGUGAAAUAAGUGCAUGUUAAUCAUUUAUUCAUUCUGUCCAUGACUGAAACCAAAAGUGAAUAGAAUCAAGUGGCUUGGAAAGACUUGCAGUUUUAUGUGACACUGAUUAAUAAUCCAGGUUUCUGGGGGUGACUCCAAACAUGCGAGUGCUAAGAGACUCAUAUUUUUGUUUGUUUCACCCCCAGAAACCUGGAAACCAGGUUUGAUUGAACAGGAACCUCAGUACAAAUGCUCUGUGUGAUUCUGUAAGGAAUGUCUGCCCGAUACUGUUUUUGUUCGAAUCUUGUUGUCCCAAAACUCUGAUUCACUGUGUGAAUGUUGCAGCACAGUAGUGAAACUCUAUUCAAUUUGCAGUCUAAUCUCUAUGACCACUGAACAAGAGCUUGAAGUUUGAAAUAUAAUGGGGGUCAAAUGCACAAAAUCAUUGUACAGUAACAUCACCAUUGUAGUUGCAGUUUCAGUAGCAUGAUAAUUAUACCUCACUGUAACAUUCACUACCAGUACAGUAUAGCCUCGGUCUGAUUACUGAUCCUCCUAUUACCUUGGACCGUCAAAUAAAAGUUGUUCUGAAAUACU